UAAAGCCUGGAGGGAUGGAUCUCUGGAUCUGUGGGCUCAGAACAGGGUCUGUGCAUAGGGGGGGGUCUAUGGGGCCCAGGGGCAGAAUUUCAUCCUGGGGCCCCCAGAAGGGAAGGGCCAGGGGCUCCUGCUCCCCUACCCACCCCCCUGCCCUGAAUGUGUCUCUGCAGCCCCUGGCAGAGCCCAGCAUGGUGCAGAUCGUCAUCUCCAGCGCUGGCACGGGGGCCCUGGCGCAGUGGGUGCUGGUGGAGCUGCAGGGUGAGGUGCAGCCCCGGCAGAGCGGGGACCUGGCUGGGAGCCUGCUGGGAGACCUGCACUACACCUGUGAGGGCGUCCCCGUGCUCAUCGUGGGUCACCACAUCCUCUAUGGGAAGGUGGUGCAGCUGGAGAAGCCGUUUGCUGUGCUGGUGAAGCAGGGAGGGGCUCCCCAGCCCAGCCCCACAGCGCCCCACGGCCACUACACCGUCACUGCCCUCAUCAAAACCAAACUGCUCUUCAAAACCCGCCCCAAGCCCAUCAUCACCCACGUGCCCAAGAAGGUCUGAGGGGAAGGAUGUGGGCUAUGAACUGUGAUCUGCUGCUGCAAAGAGCAGCAGGGACUUGGGGAAGAUCCUGGACCUGCAUAGGGAACUUUGGGGCUGCUGGGUCCUGUGUCUAGGCACCCAGAGCCCUUCCUGGGCCGCUUGUCCCCCCCAAAAAUGACUCUUUUCGGAGAGCAACCAAGCUUUUGGCCGCAGACCUUGUGGAUCACCCCUGGGGACGUGGCUCUUGGUAGGCAGGGGCUUCCUGUGAGCCUGGGCAGGUGUGUCCCAGCUCAGGGGCUGCCUACAGUGUCCAGCAGGUCCCAGGGAUCCAUGGAGGUGCCAGUGUGGAGGUGUCUCCUUCUACACCCUCCCUGCAGCUGUAGGGACACCAGUGCCAUGCAGGGACUCAGGACCAACCUCCCUCAAGUCGGGCAGAGGGACCAGGGACCCUCCCCCAAACACACCACGUGUCCUCACUUCAAGUCUUUAUUUCCACAAUUCCAUCAGGAUAUAAAAACCAGCUUUUUCCGCCCGAAAUAUGGAAAAAAAUCCCCCUGGCAGGUUCAAAAAUAAAUAGAUUUACAAACCAUCUGUGACAAUA
Molecule: messenger RNA, 1125 nt
Organism: Ficedula albicollis (Collared flycatcher)
Lineage: Eukaryota; Metazoa; Chordata; Aves; Passeriformes; Muscicapidae
Gene: CHTF8
Product: chromosome transmission fidelity factor 8
Exons: 3
Coding region: 15-545 (176 amino acids)
Biological process (GO): mitotic sister chromatid cohesion
Cellular component (GO): Ctf18 RFC-like complex
Source: RefSeq, a predicted model, not a curated record